Vairimorpha ceranae is the source of this 1701-nucleotide messenger RNA. Its product is annotated as transcription elongation factor spt5. Gene Ontology annotation, biological process: regulation of DNA-templated transcription elongation; regulation of transcription by RNA polymerase II; transcription elongation by RNA polymerase II. Lineage: Eukaryota; Fungi; Microsporidia; Nosematidae. Gene Ontology annotation, cellular component: DSIF complex. The record is from RefSeq and is a predicted model, not a curated record. Gene Ontology annotation, molecular function: mRNA binding. The transcript has a single exon. Bases 1 to 1701 code for a protein of 566 amino acids.
AUGGCAAAGAAUAAAAUUAAUCAGUAUUUAAGUUUAGAAGCAUCAGAAUCAGAAAGUGAAGAGGAGUCAGAAGAUUUGGAUGUAAAUAUUGAACGAGAACCAGUUUUAAAUUAUACGGACAUUGCUAAAAGAAUUAAAGAUAAAUAUUUAGCAUUGAAUGAAGAUAUUGACGUAGAAGAAGAGGAAGUGGAAGAAGAUUUUGUUGAAGGUAGCACACAGGCACAAUUUCUUCCUAAAAAAUCAUCUCCUCGACUUUUUCUUGUUCGUGUUAAACGUGGCAGCGAAAAAGAAAUUGCCUUAAGAAUUUUACAAAAUAAAUCUAAAAUUUGUUCGAUAAUUGCAAAGGAUGGCUUAAAAGGGUAUAUUUACAUUGAAGCAUAUCAGAAACAACAAGUUUUGGAUUCAUUUGAAAAAAUAAGAGGUAUUUUUAGAAAUAAGCUUAGUAUUGUUCCACAAAAUGAAAUGAUAGAAGCCAUUUCCUAUAAGGAUGACUUAAGUAAUGUAGAAUUUGGUAGAUUAAAAAAAGGGAAAUAUAAGGGAGAUCUUGUACAAAUUAUAGGAAGUAAUGGAGACAUGGUAAAGGUUAGAGUAAUGCCUAGAAUUAAUGAAAUAAAAAAACUAUUUGAUCCAGUUGAAUAUAAAGAUGAGGUUAUAAAAGAAGGAGAUAAUAUUUAUAUUUAUAAAAGAGAUUUAUAUGUAAAUGGAUAUUUAGAAAAAGAAAUUUUAAGAUCUAGUGUUGAUUUAGACAUAGAACCGAAUUUUAACGAGUUAGAACAGUUUAACAUUCGUAAAAGGUUUGAUGCAGGAGACAAGGUAAAAGUUAUUAAAGGGGAAUUAAUUGGCACAAAAGGAGUAGUUAAAAGUGUUACGGGUCCAAUGACAAUUAUUGUAGCAGAAGGGAAAAAUUUUGAAAUUUUUUCAAAUUUUCUUGAUAAAUAUUACAACAUCGGCGAAGAGGUGUGUUUUAAUUCUGAAAAUGGAAUUAUUACUAAUAUAAAAAAUAAUAAGUAUUUUAUUGCAAUAAAAAAUUUUACAGAAGAGGUCGUUGCUGAUGUUAAUCAAAUAAAAAAACCAAUUCCUUAUUCCAAAGAAUUUGUCCGGAAAGAAAAAGCCAGACCCGUAAUUAAAAGAGAUAAUUUAAUUAAUAAGCAAGUUCAAAUUAGAAAAGGUCAAUACAAAGGAUAUAUUGGUAUAGUGAAAGAUAUCUACAUGAAUAAAUGUAGAAUACAAAUCAGCUCUAAUUUAAAAUAUGUAUCAGUUCCCAGAGAAGAUCUAGUUGAAUUUAUAAUUAAUAAUGAAAUUGAAAAUGUUACUAAAAAAACAUUUUCUAGUAUUAUUACUAAAACACCCGCUUAUGAACCAGAUGGCCCGAUAAAUCUAAAUAUGGAUAAAAAUAGAGAUAGAUUUGAAAUGGUAGAUGAUAAAUAUAAAAAUGCUUUAGUUAAAUAUAAUGAUGAAAUUUAUACUGUAGAAUAUCUCAGUGGAAAUAAUUUUGUGACAGACGGUGGGGUAUUUAAUAAAAAUGCCGUAAAAUAUAUUACCCCUAGUAGAGAAGAUAACGUUAUUAUUAUGCAAGGAGAGGACUUGGGUAAGCCUGCAAUAUUAUUAGAAAUUGAUGAACUUACAAAAAAUUGUGUUGUAAAAAUUUUAAAUGGAAAUAUAAAAAAUCUACCACUAGGUAUUUUGACCAAAAAAAAUUAA